Linum trigynum is the source of this 4388-nucleotide messenger RNA. The record is from the annotation of a GenBank genome assembly. Lineage: Eukaryota; Viridiplantae; Streptophyta; Magnoliopsida; Malpighiales; Linaceae.
UUUAUUUUAUAAUAUUGUCCUCUUCAUAUUGUUAUUAUGGUCGUCACCCAUUUUCAUAAAUAAAGCACAAAAAUACAAGCUGACGGCACAACCAACAAGGUGAAGACAAAAGGAAAAAAACCUGCCUCGGUAAAAUCCAAGAUUUCCCCACUUCUCCCCUAGCAGUAGCACACUCUGUUUCUCUUCUGGGUUUUCUCUGUUACACUGUAAAGUUGAGAUUUUAAGCCUUCAUUCCUCCAGUUUACACUCAGAAGUGUUACCUGUUUUCUUUAUUUUCUAAACUUUCACAGUCACGAAACAAUGGAGGUCACCUUGUUGGUUGGUUUGGGGAAGGGAGUAAGGCUUUUGCUGAGUCAAAGCUGAAAGAAGAGAAAGAAAGAAUCUUGUAGGCAAUGGCGGAGUGAAGGAAAUUUUAUAAAAAAACCCACGAGAAGUGAAAAAGGGGAAAUAAAUGGAUAAGUACUGAAAGGAGGGAUUUAUUUCUUCUUCCUUCCAGAGUUUCAUUUUCGGGGGUGAUUUCAUCAGAGGGACAUGGGCGCUUUUCUAAUUGGAGGGAGAGAGAGAGCGCUGUUUCUCUUUUUUUAGCCGGUGAUGAUGAUGAUGAGAUCGGUUUUUUGUUGUGUUGUUUCCAUAUUUGCUGGUUUGCCUACGUAUUAAGUUUUGGUCAAGGCUUUGAGGGUUCUCUCUCUCUCUCUCUCUCUCUCUCUCAAAUUCUCUUUAUAAUAAUAGCAGGAGAAUCGGUUGGUAUCUUCGAGAAUCUUUGACAUACAAAAGUGAGUUCCUCCUCUUUCUCCUGCUGCUUUCUUCUUCUUCUGGGCAUGUUCAAUUCUGGAGAUCUGGUUUGAAUUGGUAUGAACUAAGAAAUGCUCUACUGUUUCAUCUCUGUUUUGUGUGGGGUUUAAAGGAGAUAACUUUUGAUUUGGGUUUUUCUCUUUGAUAAUGAGUUCGGUCCGAAAUUGGAAUAUGAUCAAAAGAGGGAAAGAAAUUUCCUGAUGUGGGGAAUCCAUGGAUGGGGCUGAAAAAGCGCAACUUUUCUUCUUUCUUCUCCUUUUUUGGGUCUACUUAGUGGAUAUAGUGGCUUCCUUUACUUGAUAUGGUUGUUUGUCAAGUUGGACUUUUUCCAUCACCCUCUUUUCCCCUUUUCCAUCACCCUCUUUUCCCCUUUUCCAUCUUGGUGUUCAUGAAGUUCCUUCAUUGACUCUAAAUGUGUUAGUAGUCAAAAUCUCUACUCUAUUCUUCAAAUGCAGUCUUUUCUCAGAUAUGGAAGCUUGUUGUAUUUGCCAAUCUGGGUCGGUCUUCUUUUCUCUAUUUGUAGCUUCCGAUGUAUUGACUAUGGCAGGAUUGAACAGCUUUGAAACAGGUCUUUAGGAUUUCAAGAUAGUGUUCUACUUUGUUUCUUCAAAGAAGUUGUUUGUUCAAUUGAGCCUGCGUUUUGGCAAAGCAUGGAUGGCUCUUGGCAAUCGGGAACCCUGCUGGAUUCUUUGGCCGAUACCUUAGCAGACAACACCAUGGAUUUCGAUUACAUGGAUCAAUUGCUUCUCGACGGCUGCUGGCUGGAGGCAGCAACUGAUGGAUCAGAGUUCUACUACCCUGGUCCAACCGAUUUCACUUUCCAUCCAUCGGAGAUCACCAACAAUGUCAAUAUGUCUACAACCAGUACUCCUCAAAUGGGCAAUGAAGCAGUAGCAAUGAGGAAUUCUUCACAGAACGAAGUUGGUGUCUCAGGGAGGGAAGAAAAUGGAAGUGAUGCAAUUGAAGGUUCUAAAAGGUGGUGGAUUGGACCUAAAGCUCCCGGGAGCUCAGUGCGGGACCGAUUGAUGGGCGCCAUAGGUGGGAUUAGAGACUUGAUCAAGGACAAAGAUGCACUUGUGCAGAUAUGGGUGCCAACAGAUCGAAUGGGGAGGCGUGUAUUGACGACAUACAAUCAGCCAUUUGCUCUUGAUGGGAGCUCCCAGAUGUUGGCUAAUUAUAGGGACAUAUCGAUAAACUACCAGUUUUCAGCUGAAGAGGAGGACUCCAAGGACCUCGUGGGGAUGCCCGGUCGAGUGUUCUUGAGGAAAGUGCCUGAAUGGAGUCCUGACGUUAGGUUCUUUAGGAGCGAGGAGUACCCAAGAGUGGAUCACGCUCGACAGCACAAUGUGUGUGGCACUCUGGCUGUUCCCGUGUUUGAGCAACAGAGUAAGAGUUGCUUGGGUGUGAUUGAGAUUGUGACUACGAGGCAGGAGGUCAAGUAUCAGUCGGAGCUCGAGAAGGUAGCCAAAGCCCUUGAGGCUGUUGAUCUUAGGAGUUCUGAAAUUCCCAGUUCCCUGAACAUGAAGGCUCAAGAUAUUGCUUACCAAGCCGCAUUGCCCGAAAUCCAACAAGUCCUGAAAUCAGCCUGCGAGACACACAACCUCCCCUUGGCUCAAACAUGGGUCCCCUGCAUCCAGCAGCAGGGGAAAAAAGGCAGCCGACACUCCGACGAGAACUACUCUCACUGCGUCUCCACGGUCGAUCAAGCCUGCUUCGUAUCCGACGACCGAAUUCGUGGCUUCCACGAGGCCUGCUCCGAGCACCACUUGCUUAGAGGACAAGGCGUCGCAGGCAGAGCAUUCACCACGAACCAGCCUUGCUUCUCCGGCGACGUGACCGAGUUUUGCAAGACGGAGUACCCCUUGUCGCACCACGCGAGGAUGUUCGGAUUGUGUGCCGCGGUAGCAAUUCGACUGAGGAGCGUCCACACAGGUUCUUCGGAUUUCGUGCUCGAGUUUUUCCUGCCAGCGGACUGCCGGACGGCGGAGCAACAGGAGGAGAUGCUGAAUUCGCUGUCGGUGAUUAUUCAAAGAGUUUGCCGGACGUUGAGGGUGGUGACAGAUGAGGAAAUUGAGCGGGAAGAAGCGGGUGAUUCGAUUGGUGGGCCUGAUCGCCAUGUUGGUGGUUCUUUUGGGCCUCCUCUGGCUGGUGAUGGGCUCGAGGGAGCCCGGGAAUGUGAUGGUGACGUGGCGUCGCCGGAAGUAGGCGCCGGAUUGAGGGGGAAAUCGCCGGAUGGAAAGGGGAGUGGUGAGAAUGAAGGACGGAGUUUGAGUACUUCUGGCGAGGGGAAGCAAGUGGAUAGAAAGCGUACCAAGGCAGAGAAGAAGAUCACAUUGGAAGUUCUUAGGCAACAUUUUGCUGGAAGUUUGAAAGAUGCUGCUAAGAGUCUUGGAGUGUGUCCAACGACAUUGAAACGAAUCUGCAGGCAGCAUGGGAUCACUCGAUGGCCUUCUCGAAAGCUAAAGAAGGUUGGUCACUCACUGCAGAAGCUCCAGGUCGUGAUGGAUUCUGUUCAAGGCGGCUCUGGUUCGUUACAAAUUCGUUCGUUCUACUCCAGCUUCCCCGAGUUAGGCUCUCCACCGGCUUCAAAGCCAGACGAUAACCCGAAGCUUUUGAGCAUGCAGCCCGAGGCUGCCUACAUUUCUAGUAGUGCCCUUGUAGCUGCAGUCAAAUCAACUUCCUCAUCAUCAUGCAGCCAGGGUUCUAGCUCGAGCCACUCCUUCUCGAGUGAGUCGCAUCAGCAAAUUCAAGCCACCGAUGGCCCUUCCGUUGUGGGAAAGGAGUCGUCCUCAUCCGGUGCAAGUGGUGAGGUAAAAAGGGUCAGAAGUGAAGCAGAGCUUCAUGCCUCAGAAGAGCCCGUUAAGGUACAACUUCCAAGAGCUCAGAGCCACCAGUCUCUGGCAGAGCGGGGCAAUUCGGGUGAGCAUCCUCCCUCGGUGAAGAAGGCUGGCGUUCGGAGGGUCCCCCAGUGGGACGCAGAUGCUCAGCGAGUGAAAGUUGCGUAUGGGAAUGAGAUAGUGAGGUUCCGAAUGGCAAACAACUGGAGGUUCAACGACUUGUUGAUGGAGAUUGCCAGGCGGUUUGGUAUCGAUGACAUGAGCAGGUUCGAUGUCAAGUAUUUGGACGACGACUCCGAGUGGGUGUUGAUAACGUGCGACGACGAUGUCGAGGAAUGUAUCGAAGUCUGCCUAGCAUCUGGGAGCCAAACUAUAAAACUCUUGCUCCAGGUUUCUUGUCGAGGCGUUUGAUGAAAAUGCGUUUGUAGAUAUAACGUUUGUGUGUACAGUGAAAGUAGGAGAUGAUUUCAUGUUUGGAAGGCAAAGUGUUGUUUAGCUCUAGAAAAUGGUCUUUGGAACAUUUGAAUGCAAAGUUCUUAUGUAGGUGGUUGAGUUAGCUUGGUUUUUAUUUGGCCGAUUCAUUAUUCUUCAAGGAAGUUAAUAAACUCGUAUGAAUUCUUCUGUUGUUGAUGGACAACAGAUGGGACCUGUCAUAUAGUUUGCAGUGGCGAGUCAAACUUGAUUCAGCGUAGUGUUUAUUUAUAGGUCGCAAAAGAAAUAGAGUCGUCCAUUUGAUAGCGAUAAAGGCUACCCGUCCCU